This is a messenger RNA of Penicillium pulvis, 930 nucleotides long. RefSeq names its product alpha/beta fold hydrolase. Lineage: Eukaryota; Fungi; Ascomycota; Eurotiomycetes; Eurotiales; Aspergillaceae. The transcript has a single exon. Bases 1 to 930 code for a protein of 309 amino acids. The record is from RefSeq and is a predicted model, not a curated record.
AUGGCUAGCGGCUCCCUGCUCCAGGACCCAUCGCUCCAGGCACGGCUUCAUCAAUCGAUUACCCUCAUCGACGGUCGUACACUCGGCUUCGCAGAAUUUGGCUCAACCAGUGAAAAUGCCACUCCACUUUUCGCUUUCCAUGGACUUCCUGGGUCGAGAUUCGAGUCUGCGUCAUUUCAUCAUGCCGCGCGUGAAGUGAACGUGCGGGUCAUCGGCAUCGAUCGCCCGGGACUCGGCCUUUCCUCCCCACAGCCGAAUCGUAAGCUUAUGGACUGGCCCUCUGAUACACGUGAGCUGGCAAAACGCCUAGAUCUGGCGCAAUACUAUGUUCUCGGGGUUUCUGCAGGCGGGCCGUAUGCCCUUGCCUGUGCUCAUGGUUUACCAGACUCGGAGCUGCUGGGGGUGGGCGUUGUGUCGGGCAUGGGUCCUUGGCAAUUGGGCACCGGGGGUGCGACUUUGGACCUGCGACUUUUACUCAAUUGCCUUGCGUAUGCGCCUUGGCUAGCUCGCAUUAUGCUGAACACCAUAUUUGGUGAGAUGGUCAAGGGCUCGGAUCCGGUCAAGAUGAGGGAGGUGGUGAUUGGUGCCACGAAGCGCAUGAAGCCUGCUGAUCGAGACUUCUGUGAAACACCUGAAAGCUUGGAUCUCCUGCAGGCUUCCCUCAAAGAAAGCUUUAGACAUGGUGUAGAUGCUACAGUGGAUGAAGGACGAGUCUUGACGUCGGACUGGGGAUUUGAGCUGGACCAAAUUCACCUAAAGAAUAUCCGCUUGUGGUAUGGUACGGAAGACUAUAACACUCCUGUUACAUUGGGGCGCUACAUGGCUGGACGUAUCCCCCAUGCUGUUUUAAAAGAAUACACUGGAGACUCACAUUUUACUAUACAUAGACGCGCCACUGAAAUUCUAAGGGACUUGGUGGCGCCCAAGUGA